Molecule: messenger RNA, 1470 nt
Organism: Caenorhabditis bovis
Lineage: Eukaryota; Metazoa; Nematoda; Chromadorea; Rhabditida; Rhabditidae
Source: the annotation of a GenBank genome assembly
AUGGUCGUUAUUAACGUAAAGUGGGCCAGAGAGAAGUAUGUCGUUGAUGUGGAUACUUCUCAGCCUCCAAUCGUCUUCAAAUCGCAACUUUUUACGUUGACUAAUGUGCUUCCUGAACGACAGAAGGUUUUAAUACAAGGUCGCACAUUGGGUGAUGAAACCUGGGAUGGAAUCAAACUCUCCGAUAAUAUGACCAUUAUGAUGAUGGGAAAUGUUGGAGACAUUAUGAAAGCCCCACAACCAGUUUCGGGAGAAUCAUCUACUGAAAAUGGUGGUGGCAAGAAGGACUCGGGCCAACUUUAUCCAAUUGGAAUGACCAAUCUCGGAAAUACUUGCUACUUCAACUCGUGUGUUCAACUCUUCAAAGAGUUUGACGAAAUGAUUCUCACUGAUGAAAAUGUUAAAAAAGUCGAAAACUCGAACGAACGCCUCGGCUUCUGUCUCGCCGAGCUUCUCAGAAAACUACGCGAUAAAAAUUACGCGAAGGCAAACAAUAUUUCUGCCGUCUCGCCGUUUGCAGCGGUUGCUACACUUUCAAAUACAUUUCCACAAUUCGAACAAUUCAAGCAGCAAGAUGCUAAUGAGUGCUUUGUUGCUCUUCUGAAUACCAUUAUAAGGACAUUGAAAAUCGCUGGAGUUGAUGUGAAGGAUUGUUUCACCGUGAAAACUGUAACAACAGCCAAAUGUUUGGAAUCUGAAGGAGAGGAAGAAUCUAAAACCGAAUCUUUCAAUCAAUUGACCUGCUACAUCAAUAAGGAUGUUCGUUUUCUACAAACCGGUAUCAAGAGCGGUUUUGAUGAAGAAAUGGAGCGCCACAGUAAUUUACUUGGAAGAGACGCAAAAUGGCAGAAAAACACCAGAAUCAGUCGGCUUCCGAAAUAUCUGACGGUCAAUUUGAAUCGAUUCUUCUUCAAGGAGCAGGCGAAGAUUAACGCGAAAAUCUUGAAAGCGGUGCAAUUCCCGAUUUCUUUGGAUGUCUAUGAUUUGUGUACGGAUGAGCUGAAGGAGAAGCUCAGCGCACGCCGUGGCGAUAUCAAGCUUGAGGAGGAUGCGAAGCUUGAUCGAGAAAUGAGGAAAAAGACGCUCGACAAAGAACAGGCGAAGGCAAUUUUCGAUGAUGGAGUUCCAUUGUCGUCAGAAUUCGAGAAUGAUCCAGGAAGCAAUAAUUCUGGUUUUUAUGAGCUGAAGGGCAUAAUUACUCACAAAGGACGAUCGUCGAACGACGGGCAUUAUGUCGCAUGGAUUCGCUCAUCGGAAGAUGGAAAAUGGAGACUGUUCGAUGAUGAUGAUGUGUCCGUUGUUGACGAGGAGGCGGUCCUCAAAACUGCCGGCGGCGGCGAUUGGCACAGCGCCUAUUUGCUCGUUUAUGAGUCACGCGUGAUCAAAAAAUUCCCCGAGUUGCCGCCGGUCCAAUCGAGUGCGGCGGAAGCGCAAAAUCAGGAAGCGAUGGAAAUCUCCAAUGGAAAUUGA